Messenger RNA from Symbiodinium natans, 870 nucleotides. Lineage: Eukaryota; Dinophyceae; Suessiales; Symbiodiniaceae. The record is from the annotation of a GenBank genome assembly.
AUGGUGGAGACUCUCGACGAGAACCUGCCCAACGAUGAGGUGAGCAUCGACGGGGUGCAGCUGGUCGCGUCGCCUACAAAGGAAUCCGCCUGCGUCCAGGUCGAGGAGCCAUUGCCCGGAGAGCAGGGAGAUGGUUUGGACAGUGUCCGCAGCGAACUGGAAGAGCUACGCUCCUUAUCGGAGGGCUCAGCCGAAUGGGCAGAAGCCAAAGCACGCCUGGAUGCAGCUGUGCAGGCUGCCGUCACUGCAGGGUGUGCGCAAGCAGAGCUGCUGGAAGCCAGAGCAAGGGAAGCCGAGGCGGAGAUGGGGUCGGCUGGCGAAGAGCUGACCGGGGCAGCUGCGCGCAAGGCGCGGAAGCUGAGGCUGGAGGCCGAGAGGCUCCGAGGCGAGGCGAACGUGGAGAGGGAACGUGCGGCCCGCCUCGGCCAAGCGCUCCGACGGGCGCUUCUUGGAAAGAAGAAGGCCGAUGAGAGUGCAAGCAUCACGGUCGAGCUGGAAGAUGACGCAGAGGACGUCAACGGGAAAUUGGCUGCGAAGAAUGUGGGGGCCGUGCAGGUCCGCAAAACCAGCAAGAAGAGAGUAAGGAAGAAGGCAUCAACAUCAUCUUCCAGCAAAGCCAAGAAGAGGAAAAAGGAGGUGAAGAAUCGUGAGGCUAUGCGGAAGAAGGCUGAGGAAGCGGCACGGCGGUGGCAAGAGCGAGAUGAUCAGUUGGAAGCCAGCAUCCGCGUGGUGGAGCAGAGAGGAGCGAAAGCCGCUGCGGAGAAGGAAGCGCAGCGCCGAGCAGAGAAGGAGCGGAUGCUCAGGGAGCGGCUGCGGCGUGAAGCCAGAUCGCGAUCCCGGCGAAGACGGCGCAGGAGGUCACCGUCGUAG